Molecule: messenger RNA, 732 nt
Organism: Gigantopelta aegis
Lineage: Eukaryota; Metazoa; Mollusca; Gastropoda; Neomphalida; Peltospiridae
Exons: 2
Coding region: 1-732 (243 amino acids)
Source: RefSeq, a predicted model, not a curated record
AUGUCUGGCAAGUCGGGUCAGGAGUACAAGAUCGACCUGCAAGAUAUUUAUUUUAAGAUAUGUAAACUGAAAAUGAACAGUGCUCUUAUUUUAACGCACAACAAGCUAUUUGAAAAGUCCAACACUCUGUAUCCAUUCACUAAAACAGAGGUUAAAAUAAGCAGUAUUGCUUCUUCACAACAUAGUUAUGUUUGGGAUAGUGUGUUUCAGUCGCAGUGUCCAAACAGGUUGGUUGUUGGGUUUGUCGAUGGAGACGGUGUGAAUGGAUCUUAUACAAAGAACCCGUUUAAUUUUCAGAGUUCAUUUGUGAAAACGGUGGGAUUGUAUUUAGAUGGUGUCAGUGUGCCUGCUCGACCCAUCGAAGGAGACGACGUGAGCGCCUACGUGAAUUUGUUCGAGGGGUUGAACAAUUGGAAUCAAAACAGUAGAAAUUACAUUGAAAGAACGGAAUUUGCUUUUGGAAAUGGACUAUUUGUGUUCAGUCUUGAAGCCCUGGAAAUCCUGAAGUUGCUAACUGUGUCGCUGACAAAGACCUUUGAGGAGGAAGAGGAGGAGGAGGAGGAGGAGUAUAUGGGAGUAACUGAGGAGGAGGUGGAGGAGGAGUAUAUGGGAGUAAUUGAGGAGGAGGUGGAGGAGGGGUGUCUGGCCGGUGCAUCUGUCUUCGGUGCCUUUGCAUAUUAUCAUGUCUGGAAAAACUGUUCCCACACUCAGGGCAUGAUGUUGAUCCCAUGA